Messenger RNA from Coturnix japonica (Japanese quail), 3217 nucleotides. Lineage: Eukaryota; Metazoa; Chordata; Aves; Galliformes; Phasianidae. The record is from RefSeq and is a predicted model, not a curated record.
CACCUGCUUCUCCAGAUUCAAAGAACUAUACGUGUUUGCCGACAAAACUGAAUUAGAGCAGCUGCUGACUCUCUGAAGGGCAGAAAGGCCUUGCAGAGAUCUUGGCAAAUUGGAGGGCUGGGCAGUCACCAAGUAUGUUGGUGGUGCAGCAGAUAAGAUUAAUUUGAUACCUCAAGACUUCUUUGCAGAAUUAUGUGAGCAGAUAAUGCAACAUCUGAACCAUAAGAUCCCAGGUGUAAAUACAGUUGAACUGUGUCAGAGGCUGCGAACAUCUGGGAUUGAGGUUAAUGUUGGUGACCUGGCAAAAAUAACUAACACUGUGUCCUUUUUGUUUAGCACAGCAGCCAGGAACAAUCUCUCUACAGAGGAGCUCAUCACUGCCUUGGGCAGCACAGUCAACACACUGCCUAAGCAUGCAAUCCAGGUUAUUCGGCAUGUAUGGAAUGAGCAGGGCAAAUCUGUUAGUGUGUCAGAAGAUAAAGGAAAUAUGACCACGGUGGGCCAGUUUGUAGAUAUUAAAUGGAAACUGGGAGUUGCAAUGAGCUCUGACACCUGCAGGUCUCUGAAGUAUCCGUAUGUUAUGGUGACACUAAAAGUAGCAGACCCCUCAGGACAAAUAACCAACAAAUGCUUUGAAAUGACAGUCCCACAGUUCAAGAACUUCUUCAGACAGUUCAAGGAAAUGGCAGCUGUUCUUGAAACAGUUUGAACAGAACUGUUAUUUAUACUGAAAUUUCUAACAGACUUGUAUCUGGUAAACUUGCUGUUCUGAAGAGGGCACAUAGUGCCAUUGUUCAGCAAGGUAUGUAUCCUUAGCCUGUUGACAGAUAUUUGUCAUGGUCAUUCUUAUGUAGCUGUAAAGAUUUUUUUGCUUUUGAAUAUUUGAAGCCAAUUCUGUUUGUGAAAGUGGUCAACUUGGUUCAUCCUGAUAAGCAAAAGAUCAGGUUCUGCACAGAAAAGUGUCAGUGUAGACUUUAUACUCUCUGAGAGUGAAAAACUAUAUUUAAGAAACUACACAUUUAGCUCUGGAAUACAGAAAGAUGUGAAAAUGUUAAUUUGACUGAGGAGAUGCUAAGAGAAGUGUAAAUCCCACCUUAGCACUUCGGUCUGUAAAAUUGAGAUGUGAUUGGAGCCAACAGUAAUAUUAACUGUAUGUAGUAUAUGAAAUUACAUAUGACAAGUGUAGGAUUAUUCUUGAAGAACAGCACUGUCAAGUAGUCGGUUGCAGAUGUUUGUAGACCAGGCUUUCAGUUUACUUUUAAAUGGAACAUACACUUGCACUAAUGGCCUUGUUGUUUUGAAUACUUAUUUCUCAUCACCAAGAUUUCUGAAAAUUAAAUUUCCCUGGAAGCCUAUUUUUUUUUCCUCUGAAAUGAAGCCUGGAGGUUAGUUUUAAAUAUAGGAAGAAAGUUGAAUUUAAUUCCGGAGCAUUUUUAAUGUGUUUUUGCUUUGUAUUUAAUCCAGCUCUAAUCUGUGGCAUUCUGCUUGAUGUUUUUCUUAGCAGUCUGCUUUCUGAUUAAAUUAAAAUAUUGAUGUGGCUGCCUCACUCUGUGCUCUGAACCAGAAAAACUGCGAAGAGGCUUAAAAGUUCAAGCUAGUGCAUUAGUCAUACACAUCAGAGAAGUGGCUGUGCUGAAAGUCAGCAAGAUCUCUUUGCUUGUGGUGGUGUUUGGCAGGAGUCUGGUAGACUGUGUUGCUUUCUCACUCUCAGAAAAUGUACUAACCAGUAAAAUUUUGGCUUUGAUUCUGAAGGCGAAUAGGUACGUUUUCAAAGGGAGAGUGAUAAAUGUAGUGCAUUUGCAUUUCAUUUUAUCUUGUGUUUAACCUUUAAAACUAGAAAUAUAGCAGGGUCUUUAAAAAACGUUACUGUUGCAUUUCAAGACUGGUUGGUGAUGUAGUAAGGCAGAUAAAUCUGAAGAGAGGCACUUCACACGGAUAAGCUGCUGGAAUUUAUGCUGUAGCUUCAGACUAAGAAGAAGUGUUGGUGGGACGGAUCCUUAAGUAAGAAUGUCUGCCUUUCUAAUGCACGUAGUUUAUUAGCUUUUCUUAGAAGCUGGCUGAGUAUUGGUGUUGCAAGUUUUGCUUGCCUGUGUCUCAUGAAUAUAGACUGCAACACAGAGCAGACUACAAUCCUUCCUAUAGAGAUACACCCCCACUGUACAAGCAUUAUGCAUAGUACAUAACAACAGUGCUUGGAGUUACUUAGAUCUCAAUUAAAUGAGUUGUUGUUGUCUUUAACAAAAGGCAGUAGAAAUUUUGGCCAUCAAUCCUUCCUUUGUGCUGCAGAAAUCAAAACUGUUUGCCUCAUAGCUGAGGAAAGCAGAGUGUUGUUCUAUUGACCCUGUCGGUAGAGUGCCACAGGAUGGCAAACUGGAAGUCUUUUCCUGAGACAUCUUCCCUUAUAAUAAGGUUUGAACGUGGUGCAAAGAAUCAUCUCUGUGUAAGAAAAAGUGAUGUGAACAGCUAAUGUUUUUCAUUGUUUACUUUUUUUGAAGUUGAAAUGUAGGACUUCUGUAAGCAGAAAAUGUUACUAUGCCAUGGCCUAGUGAAUUAAUUGGUUUUGAUCACUGUAAGAGUUCCAGAACUUUUUGUUGUUUUGUUUAUUUUGUAAAGCUGGAGCGUUUCUAAUACUUCCAUUUGUUCAGUGCACUUAAGUUCUUCCUGCAGCUAGGAAUAUUUGUGCCUUCUUUAGAACUGGAUGGCAGAUUUAGUUAAUAAUGUCUUAGCUUUUAGAAACAGCAAUUUAGUACAUUCUGAAAAGGUAAUCUGUUCCAGAAGUACUAAUGAAUGUUUUUGAAGCAUCGCUGCGCUCUUAUCAAGCUGGGUGGAGGUUGUCUAGGCAUGUGUGGCACACCAGCACAACUGUCUGAGAAUUGUGAGGUUUUUGUGGACACCUAGGAGAUUUGAUAAAAAGCUGGCUCUCUACUCGAACUUUGAGGUUUGUCCUGAUCAGUAUCAGUAGCAAUUCCUAUACUGAGUAAUGGAAGAAUUACGUAUUUUAUUAAAAAAAAAAAAAAAGAACACUGCAGGGUAGCAAUAUGAAUGUGUUCAAACAAGCUCUUGAAUUGUUUGCUGAUACGUGAAGGAGCCAGACAUUUUCAAUGAGAAUCGGAUGUUCCUGAUGCGUUCCUAAUCCUACUUGUUGAUUGAUACAAAAUUAUGUAACACAAAUGUUUUUAAGUUCAAAAACAUUCAUUAAACAUGGAAGUAACAAAUA